AGUUAGAAGCAUACGACGAUGAUGCGAAUAGAACAGCUUCUCUUCAUUUGAAUUUGUGCUGGCAUUCUAAUUUACACGGCGAAAGAAAAAAGAAACCAACUGAUCUAUUAAUAGCCUUGAAUAGAUUCGCCUUGCUUCAAAACAACAUGCUUAGCGCUGAACAGAAAAUAUAAAAUACAACUCUGGUCACUUCAUUUUACCGGCGCAUCGGCUUAUUAUUGUCCCAUCGUGCAUAGGUGGCUUAAAAAAUCAAAAAAUGCAUACAUAUACUUAAAAUUUUUUCGCAGUUGUUCAAAUAAUACUGGGUUAUCAUCAGUGGAAUUCAUUAGUCUUCAAUGAAAAUCGUUUGUAAACAAAAUUAAGUAAUAUGUGUUGAAGAAAUAUUCUUAGUUCUUGCGUAUGAAAUAUCAUAGAAACCUUUGUGUGGUUUGUGUUGUGUUAUUAAAUGAAAUAGAUUACAAAAAAAAUAUAUUUCCGCGAACAUGGAGCUGGACUUAGUUGCCGACGUGGUUUUUGUUAUUGAGGCUACAGCGGUGAAUGGUGCUUAUAUGAAUGAGCUAAAGAGUAAUUAUAUUGUGCCCACCAUUGAACAUUUCACGAAAGGCUGGCAAGUGGAUGAUGGUGAAUAUCUGAUAUCCGAGAGGCAUGCAACGCAAUAUGGAAUUGUAAUAUAUCGUACUGCAGCGAAUCUACUCGAUCCAGCAGUAUCCACUUACGGGCCGUUUGUAUGGCCUAAACAGGUGUUGGAAACCAUUGAACAGCUACCACUGGUUGGCGGUGGGAUGGAUUCCUGUGCAAACAUGAGCGAAGGCUUAGCAACGGCUCACUGUUGCUUCGAAGAUAUGAAGGAACGACGUUCACGACUGAUGAUUGACGCUCUGAAUGUGCAACGGCAUUGUAUAUUAAUAUGCAACAGCCCACCAUACUCCACUCCCGUAAUGGAAUGUUGGAAACAUUUGGGCAAAACUGUAGAGCAACUAGCAGCUUUGUUUCAUGAACGAAAAAUCAAUUUUUCCAUCAUAGCCCCACGUAAGAUGCCUGUGCUAUUCAAGUUAUUCAUGAAGGCGGAUGGCGAUCAGCCGGUAGCCGCUAAAAACUACGCUAAAAACAUUAGGCAUUUAGUACUUCUAAAAGGAUAUCAUCUAAAAGAGCGUCCACCAAGUCCGAACGCGAAUAAUGUAAAUGUUGGUGGUGGUGGUAUGCCAAAUCAAAUGGUUGCGCCCGUCGGUGCUGGCGGAAAUCCACAGUUGCAACAGCAGCAGCAGCAACAAGGUGGGCAAAUGCAAAUUGAUAACCAGCAAGGUGCUGGUCAGGUGUCGCAGGGCGCACAGCAUCCGGUAGGCGGAAUGAAUCCAGGACAACAACAACAAUCUCAGCAAGGCCCAAGUGGCCCGACUGGUUUAACACCACAACAAAUAAUGCAACAGCAGCAACAACAACAACAGCAACAACAACAACAGCAACAACAAUUUGUUAACCAAAAUCCGAAUCAAAAUCCGAACUUCCAGCCGAAUGUUAACAUAAAUCCUCAAAAUCGGUGGUUAUUCCAGGCGAACCAGCAGCAGCAGCCUGGUCAACCUCGUCCACCAUUUAUGGGUGGGUCAGGUGGCUUGCCCCCAGGCAUGGGACCAGGGGGUCCCAUGGUUGGCCCUAACCAAGGGCCAAUGGGUCCUGGUCAGAAUCCGAAUUCGGCACUCAUUUCACAGCUGAGUGCGCCACCAAAUCAGACAGUUAAUCCCUUACUGGCACAACAACAACAGCAAAUGCGCAUUCAAAUGCUUAACCAACAUCAGCAGCAACAGUUGCAGCAAAUGCAACAGCAACAGUUGCAGCAGCAACAAAAUCAAGCGCAACAACAGCAACAACAACAACAAGCCAUGGGCAAUGUAGCCGGUGGACAAGGACCUAAUCAAAAUGUGCCUGGAGCCGGACCUGGGCCGGGUAAUAUGCAACAGACAGUAUCAUCGUCUUCGGGAGGAUCCGGUGGGAAUGAUCCUUCACAGCAUCCACGAGAUCGCGAGAAGAUUUGGUCCGGUGUUCUUGAAUGGAAUGAGAAAGCCAAACCUGAUCAGCAAAAGGUGACACGUACGCUACAGUGUAGUGUUGCAACAAAUAUAAAAGACGGGGAGGCAGAGAUCAAAGCGGAGAAUUGGCCAUCAAAAUUACUCAUGCAACUUAUGCCUAAACAUCUCGUUGGCAAUAUUGGCGGCCAAUUCUUAAAGGAGUCUAAAAUGGUAGUUUUUAGGCCAACACCAUGUGAAGCGCUUGACACACUGUCGAAAGUGAUGGCAACUGGUUUUGCGGGAUGUGUGCAUUUUACCAAUCCUAUUGGUCCAGGGUGUGACAUCAAGGUUCUUAUACUAUUGUACACCCAAGAGAAAAACGCCUUCCUCGGCUUUAUUCCCAACAAUCAGACGAUGUUCGUCGAACGGCUGAGAAAGGUCAUACAGCAGAAACAAAUGGGGCAUGGCCAGCAGCAGCAGCAGCAGCAGCAUCAACAGCAGCAGCAACAACAACACCAACAACAGCAGCAAAUGCAGAAUGCUAUAAAUCACAUUCAAAAUGCACAGAUGUCCCAACAGCAACAGCAGAAACCUACACCAAUGGAUGUACAACAUCAAAUGGAACAGCAGCAGCAACAACAACAGCAGCAGCAGCAGCAGCAGCAGCAAAACUAUAACCAAUAUGCCCAACAAAUGAAUAUGCAAAUGGGUGGCCCUGGCAAUGGACCCGGUGGUCCCAUAGCGCAAGGGAGUGGUCCACCACCUGGUGUGAUAGGCAUGCAGCUUUCCGAUCCGCAUCAUCAGCAGCAAAUGACUUUGUUGCAGCAGCAACAACAACAACAACAGCAGCAGCAGCAACAACAACAGCAACGCAUGCCCAUGAUGGGUGGUCAAAAUGCGCAGAUGCAACAAGUCUCACCACACGCUGCCGCUGCCGCUGCAGCAGCUGCUGCGGCCAUGCAACAGCAGCAGCAGCAACAGCAGCAACAACGUAUGGUGCGCCCAAUGAUGAGCAACAACCCGGGCUUACGGUUGCUACUGCAACAACAGUCUGCGCCUGCUAAUCAAUUCCGACCACAGAUGGGCGGAGGUGGUGGCCCAGGAGGUCCAGGUGGACCUGUAGGUGGUCAAAUGGGUGGCGGCCCACCUAAUCAGAUGGGUGGUGGACCUGGCGGCGGUGUACCGAUGGGCCCAAAUCGUCCAUACGAUGAGAGCAAUUUUGAUUUUAUGUAAACUGACGAGAAAAUAUCGAUGACAAUUUAUGUUUGUGUUUAGUGUUUAAAGUACUAUACGCCAGCUUCUACUUUUUAUCAAUUGAUUAAAACUUACAGUUUACCGUUUUUUGUUUAAUAAUAGCUACAAUCCCUAGCAAUACAAACAAAAUGUUAUUCGAAAAAUGGAAGGUUUUUUUAAAGAGAAAAACACUAAUUCGUAAAUGCAGAUAUACAUUUUUUUAUCAUUUAAUUCCAUUAAUUAUAAUCUCCAAAAAAUAAAUAAAUAGCUU
Messenger RNA from Anastrepha obliqua, 3507 nucleotides. It is a transcript of the gene MED25, whose product is annotated as mediator of RNA polymerase II transcription subunit 25. The record is from RefSeq and is a predicted model, not a curated record. Gene Ontology annotation, biological process: positive regulation of transcription by RNA polymerase II. Lineage: Eukaryota; Metazoa; Arthropoda; Insecta; Diptera; Tephritidae. Bases 483 to 3236 code for a protein of 917 amino acids. Gene Ontology annotation, cellular component: transcription regulator complex; mediator complex. The transcript has 2 exons.